AUGCAAGUGCAGGGAAAGUUUCUUGAAAUCCUUCAGGACAAAGGAAAACACGUCGCUUUCUACUUCAUUUCGCAGUUUCUCAAAUUCAAGGAGAAGCAACGGCUGCGCAAAGAAGGAAAGUCUGUCGAGCCCAAACUGGUCAGAGAAGGACGCGGGCCGACUGAAAGACCAGCACUUGGGAAGCAGCCGCAUUUUCUCUUCAUCCUCGCGGACGAUAUGGGCUAUCACGACAUUGGAUACCACCAGGCGGAGAUUCUCACGCCUUUCAUGGACAAACUCGCUACGACGGGCAUCAGACUCGAGCAAUACUACGUUCAGCCCGUUUGCACUCCCACUCGUGUUCAACUUAUGACCGGGAGGUAUCAAAUCCGAUAUGGAAUGCAACACGGAGUUGUUCGCCCGCCUCAGCCUGAUGGAGUCCCUCUCGACGAAAAACUCCUUCCCGAAGCGUUGAAAAAAUGUGGCUACAAUACGGAAAUGAUCGGCAAGUGGCACUUGGGCAUGUUUACAGAAGAUCAUUUGCCGCAGAAUCGCGGGUUUGAUCAUUUCAUGGGAUUCUAUACCGGCUCCCAGGAUUUCUUCUCGCACAACAAGUGCUUUUCUGGAAUGUGCGGUUACGACUUCCGCGAGGCAACAGCUGGCCAGCCAGAGGUCAUCAGAUGGGACUUGAACAACACUUACAGUACUGGCGUCUUCGCGGACGAACUCGAAAAGCGACUGAAGAAAAUGGAUCCCAGUGAACCUUCUUUUACUUAUUUAUCCUUCCAGGCCGUCCAUUCCCCGCUACAAGCCCCUCGAAAGUUCAUCGAUCAGUACCGAAAUCUAAAGAACCGUAAGCGACGAAACUACAAUGCAAUGGUGACAGCAAUGGACACAGCGAUCUACAAAGCUGUCAAAGCUUACAAAAAGUACAAAUUCUGGGAUGAUACCAUUCUCAUCUUCUCCUCGGACAACGGAGGUAACCUCAAAGCUGGCGGCUCGAAUUGGCCGUUGCGAGGAGCAAAAGGAUCGCUUUUCGAAGGUGGAGUCAGGACAAUCGGCUUUGUUCAUUCGCCUCUUCUUCCGGUAACGAGAAUGGGCACUGUUUCGCACUCGUUGAUGCACGUGAGCGAUUGGUUUCCAACUCUUCUUCAGCUAGCCGGAUGCAAAACUACCGAUUAUGGGGGAAAACCACUCGAUGGUGUAUCUCAAGUGCGCCAACUCUGGAUCGGCGGAGAAAACGACCACGCUCGAGAUGAAAUCCUCCAUGGCCUCGACCCACUCAACAAAGUUAAGAAUACUGUCGAUCCACGACCCUUUCCGAUCCUCAAGAACAGAACCUUCUCCGUCGACGUAGAAGGCGCAUUGAGAUGGAAGCAGUGGAAGCUGAUCACCGGCUCAAUCAAAAUUUCAGAACAAACUCGUUGGUCGACUCCGCCAACAGCGAUGUACGGCGGAGCAAAAACAAUUUUUGACAAAGUUGAGUUGCCAAAGAUUGCUUACAUCGACGACCUCAAAUUAGACGUGGACGAGAAAUCACUCGAAGAAACGAUCAAGCUGAAACGAACAAUGAAGCAAAGAACUCGUCGAUCAGAAAAUAUUUCCUUUUUUCUCUUUAUUGAACCCUUGAAAAGUGAUCUGCGAAAAACCGCCGCAGAAAGAGAACAAGAAAUCAAAGAUAAACAAAUUCUGAAAAAACUCAUGAAAAAGAAGAGCAAAAAAUCUCCGGUGAAAAAAUCCUGGCUUCGCUCAACAACUGCGAAUAAGCAAGAAAAAGAAAUCAAGAAGACCAAGCUUGUUCGUCUCUACAACGUCGUCGACGAUCCCUUCGAGCGAUUUGAGAUUUCAGAUGCUCAUCCGCAAGUUGUCAAUGUCAUGCUUACAAAAUUGGCGGAUUACUACGACGCGUCAGUUCCACCACGAUACCCCGCGUACGAUCUCAGAGCCGAUCCUGCUCUUGGCGAUGGAGUUUGGCGACCCUGGAGAUUGACCCCAGCUCAAAUGAGCAACAUGACAGCUGAGGAGAGAAAAAAAUACUCGCAAGAAACUCAUGAGAUGUUUAAUCACGUGGAUGAUGGAAACGGUAUUCGCCUCCAAUUUAUGGAGAACUUGCUGGAAGCCAGGAAUCGGAUUGAUAAAAAAAUUAAUACCAAGAAAACCAGAAUAACCGAGAACUGA
Messenger RNA from Oikopleura dioica, 2157 nucleotides. NCBI's taxonomy places the organism in Eukaryota, Metazoa, Chordata, Appendicularia, Copelata, Oikopleuridae. The record is from the annotation of a GenBank genome assembly.